UGUUUGCUUCCGUCGUCUUCUUCCUUUCUUCUUCAUUUUCAGAGUCUAUGCUUUUGAUCCUUUUUGUUUGUCUAAUAAUAAAAAAAAAAAACGCAAGUGAGUAUAUAAUUUUGAAGCUGAAUCUGGCAACACUAAUUAAAUUGAAGCAUCAGAAGGAUUUAGUGUGGUAGGUUGCUUUUGCAUAUGCGUUUGGAGUGUCAAAUCGGAAGUAUUUUGUACCAAAUUGACGAAAAUGGAACAACAAAGCAAAAUCGGUGGUUUAAGUUUGAGUAAUCGAGGUGUUGCGAACAAGGACAGGAUCAGUGAGUUGCCUGAAGCUUUGCUUCUGCAGAUAUUGUCUUUACUUCCAACAAUAUAUGCCAUAACCACGAGUGUUUUGUCUAAAAGAUGGAAAUCUCUUUGGAAGUUGUUGCCAAAUCUCAAGUUUGAUUCUGGUCAUCAUUACUAUACAUUUUCAGAGGAUGUUUGCAGAUCUUUGAUUUCACACAAAGCUCCGUUUCUAGAGAGUUUGCAUUUGGAAGUUGGAUAUGAAUGUGAUGAUUUGGAGAUGGGAUCAUUGCUUGGAAUUGCAUUUGCACGCCAUGUGCGUAAAUUGGUACUGGAUUUUGUCCUUGAAGAGAGAGGCUCAGUAAAAUUCCCUGCUGUUUUGUGUAGUUGUAAUAAUACACUCGAAAUAUUGGAACUCAAGGGUUCAAUUCUUUUAGACCUUCCUUCUGGGGUUUGUUUCAAGUCCCUGAGAAAGAUGUACCUUUACCAUGUAAGGUUCAGAGACGAAGAAUCUGUUCUCCACCUGUUAUGUGACUGUCCUAGGCUUGAAGAUUUGAUCGUGUAUAGAUUUAGCAGAGCCGAUGUGGCGAAUUUCGUUAUUGCAGUGCCAUCAUUACAGAGACUAACCAUUGAAGAUGAUAACUAUGGGGAACGUGUUGGAGGCUAUUUGAUAAAUGCUCCUUCUUUGAAAUACUUGAACAUCAAUGGGUUCUAUGGGCUUGGAUUUUGUCUGAUUAAGAAUGCGCCAGAGCUGGUGGAGGCAAUAAUCACCAACGUUUUUGAUAUAAAGAAUGAGAAUAUUUUGGAAACUCUAACUCCAGCCAAACGUCUUUCCUUAGCCUUAUCACCCUUACAUAUUAAGUAUCCUACUGGUAAAGUAUUCUAUCAGCUUCUAUCUUUGGAGCUGUAUACAACCGAAGAAGAGUGGUGUAAUCUUCUUUCACUCAUGCUCGAUAGUUCUCCUAAAUUGCAAAUCCUCAAGCUCAGAGAUCCAUAUUACUCUCCUAACAAAGAUUGUCCGAGCGGCUGGGAAUGGAAUCAACCGAAAUGUGCACCUGAAUGUUUGUUGUUCCAUCUUGAGACAUUCGAGUGGAAAGGAUACAGAUGGCAACUAGAAGAUGAGAAAGAAGUGGCUACAUACAUUUUAAAGAACGCAAGACGCCUGAAGAAAGCUACUCUCUCCACAAAACCAAUCAAAUCUAAAGAGCUCGAGAUGUUGGAAAAGAGACGUGAGAUGCUUAACGAGUUGGCUAAUGUGGUUAGGGCUUCAAGUUCAUGUCACCUCGUGUGUGAAGCUGAUACGUACUCUUCUAAGUAUUAGAGAUAUUUUCCUGUUUAAUUAGGAUUUCUAAUUUGGAGAUUUUUAUGUAAGUGUUUAGAAGAGAUGAUGAAUGGAAAAGCCAAUUACUACAUAUAGUCAAUGGUUUUGUCAGAGUUCAGGAAGCAGUUCAGCAACACCGGGGAAUUUAUUUAAGA
This is a messenger RNA of Camelina sativa (false flax), 1743 nucleotides long. RefSeq names its product FBD-associated F-box protein At3g49020. The record is from RefSeq and is a predicted model, not a curated record. Gene Ontology annotation, molecular function: protein binding. Lineage: Eukaryota; Viridiplantae; Streptophyta; Magnoliopsida; Brassicales; Brassicaceae.